UCUGUUCCUGGAUUCAUAUACCCCGUCCGCCCCAGAUGAGAGGGCUACCGUUACAAUGGCCUUGCCUCAGUUCUACGCACAUUGUCUUCUUGGGCUUCUCCAUGGCUCUCAUACAUAUUUUUUUUCUCUUGUCGAGCCUGGUGAGCUUAGCCCAACAAGCUGAACUCGCCGACUAUGUCUUCACAAAUACCGGUUCCGAGGGCGGAGGGAACACUUUCCCUGGCGUGUCGGAGCCCUUCGGUAUGGUGAAGCUUGGCCCUGAUGUCUUCCAAGACAGGGUUGAUAGCUACUCGGGCUACUUGCCCAAUGGAAAAAUAAAGGCAUUCAGCAUGCUUCACCUCAGCGGCACCGGUGGAGCUCCCAAGUAUGGUGUCGUGGCUCAGAUGCCAGUGGUAGGGAAUAUUGCCAACCCACUCGACGACUACCUAGCAGCACGAGAUGCGCCCGAUAUGACCGAGGUUGGCUACUACAAGUCACGCCUAGCGACAGGGAUCACGGUAGAACUUGCAGCCUCUUCUAGGGCUGGCAUGCUUCAGUACACUUUUCCUUCCGGUCCGACCCCGCGGAAUGUUAUCGUCGACGUCUCGCACGUUCUUCCCUCAUAUAGAGGACAGGGACUAGGCCAGAGGUAUCUUGGUGGCAGCAUCAGCGUGGAUAGGGACGACUCAGGAAAUGUGCAAUAUAAAGGAUCUGGCUCAUACGACAACGGAUGGAAUCGAGCUCCCAAGUGGACCGUCUAUUUUUGCGGCGCCUUCAACUCUUCUGCUACCUUCAAGACGUUUGUAGGCACCAACGCCACCGCCAACACCUUGUCCAAGUUCUCGAAUGACAACAAGGUUGAAUCGCUAAGCCGCCUGGGAGCUGUCUUCACUUUUGACGCCGCCAACGUGGUCUCGCGCGUUGGUGUUUCGUUCAUAUCAGAGGAUCAGGCAUGCACGAACCUGGAUCAGCAGAUUCCCGAAAGCACGUCGAUCUCACAACUGCGACAGAAAACAAGGGAUGUCUGGAACACUGAUGUCCUCUCUAGAGUGGCUUCCAACGAUAAAAACACGACCAAGUUGCAGCAUCUGUACACCUCUAUGUACUUCAUGCAUCUGAUGCCGAUCAACAAAACCGGAGAGAACCCAGAGUGGAAAUCGACCGAGCCAUACUACGAUGAUAUAUUCACCCUUUGGGAUCUGUUUCGCUGCACCACCGCUCUUCUCCAUGUAUUUCAGCCCAAAGUCUACGAGGAGUUCAUUCGAUCUUUGAUUGACACUUGGCGCCACGAGGGUUACUUGCCUGAUGCUCGGUCUUCUUUUUUCAAUGGUGCGACACAGGGCGGAAGCAACGCGGACACAGUUCUCGCCGACGCUUAUGUCAAGGGCGUCCGUGGGCAGAUUAACUGGGAAGAUGGGUUUGCCGCCAUGGUCAAAGACGCCGAGGUUGUCCCGGCUUUGAAUGACGACCCUCGCGACAAGACAGGUUCAACGAAGGAAGGAAGAGGAGCGUUGCCCGAUUGGAAAGAACGAGGAUUUCUCUCUACCAAGUUUGAGAGAUCUGUGAGCCGCGCAGUAGAGUAUUCCCAAAAUGAUUUUGGCCUUUCACAGGUCGCCAAGGGCUUGGGAAAGACGGCCGAGGCUGAAAAGUAUAUGAAGCGAUCGCGACAAUGGAGGAGCCAUUGGAAUAAGGACAUGAAGGCCCUUGGAUUCUCUGGCUUCCUUGGACCAAAGGGCGAAGAUGGGCAAUUCGAAGAGCAGGACCCCUUGAACUGUCGCGGCUGCUACUGGGGUGACAACUACUACGAAGCACUGCCAUGGGAGUACACCUUUGGGCCCCAUCACGACAUCAGCACCUUGAUCGACUACUCGGGAGGUCCUCGGAGAUUUGCAAGCCGCCUUCAGUGGACUUUCGAGCCUAAUGUCCGCCCCAAGGGCCACGAGAGAUUCAACAGGAUGAUAUUUGACCCCGGCAAUGAGCCAAGCUUCACAACCCCCUAUCUUUACAACUUCGUGGGUCGUCAGGAUAUGACGGUCAACACCACACGCUACCUCGGAAAGACCUACUAUGGUGUUCGUCCGAACGGCUUGCCGGGCAACAGUGAUGCCGGCGCCAUGGAAUCGUGGAUUCUUUGGGUAAUGCUAGGUCUUUACCCCAUGACAGGCCAGACCACCUUCCUCAUCGGCUCACCUUGGCUUGACGAUAUCACAAUUUCGUUGGGUGACGGAAAGUCCCUUCAAAUCACCUCCACAGGCGGCUCUGAGGACUCGUUCUAUGUUCAGAGUCUCAAAGUCAACGGGAAGAACUGGACAAAAACGUGGGUUACCUGGGACGACAUAUUUGCCAAAGGCGGAAAGCUCGAGUUCACCCUUGGCCCUGAGCCAUCCAACUUUGGUGCUACAAGCCCCGAGAGCCCACCACCUCCCAGCCCAGCGAGCGAGUACAAGUCGGGAGAAACGUACAUGGGUAACUUAGGUGGCUACACUUCCAACAUGAACAGCGGUGGUCAUCCGUCGUGGCUUAUUCCUGUGGCUGUUACGGUACCGAUAGUCGUUGUGGCGGCAUUCGCCAUCUGUGUCACUUUCUUCUUCAUCCGCAGGCGCCGUGCAGCCGCGGCACAGAAAGCAUUGUCCUCUGGCUCAGGAACUCCGGAAUCCGGAAUCGAAACUCUUACACCAACGAGUCAACCAGUCGAUACUUCCAAGACAAACGUACAAGUCGAAAUUGUGGGCGCACCGCCUCUAGACUCAACCCAAGGCGCCAAUAUAGCACAGCUACCUCCACCUGUCGCCAACAGGUGAACACACAGCUGUUUUUUUCUGAUUUCAUCCGCACAUAUCCAAAAGUUCCGUCUCUGAACAUAUCCUCCUAUUGGGACACGCAUUAAUUCUCUGUUGCUAUUUUUUCUUACAUUUUGUUGGCAGCGUUAAUAUCUGGAGAUACCCCGAGCAAACUUGGCUCAUCUGACACAAGAAUAUUUGUUUUUUACGACUGCAUAGCUUGGCGCAAGGAGGGAUUUUAAAAGAAAUCAGAGCAUGAGCAUUAUAGGAAUUGCAUCAGCGAUAUACAUUAUUAUUUAGUAAAAUAUGAAGCGCUCGAUCCACAAGGAUCCUUACCUCG
Molecule: messenger RNA, 3099 nt
Organism: Pyricularia oryzae 70-15
Lineage: Eukaryota; Fungi; Ascomycota; Sordariomycetes; Magnaporthales; Pyriculariaceae
Product: glycosyl hydrolase
Exons: 3
Coding region: 36-2780 (914 amino acids)
Biological process (GO): protein quality control for misfolded or incompletely synthesized proteins; carbohydrate metabolic process; glycoprotein catabolic process
Cellular component (GO): cytosol; nucleus
Molecular function (GO): carbohydrate binding; peptide-N4-(N-acetyl-beta-glucosaminyl)asparagine amidase activity
Source: RefSeq, a predicted model, not a curated record